Messenger RNA from Dendronephthya gigantea, 939 nucleotides. Its product is annotated as putative nuclease HARBI1. The transcript is spliced from 3 exons. Bases 1 to 939 code for a protein of 312 amino acids. The record is from RefSeq and is a predicted model, not a curated record. NCBI's taxonomy places the organism in Eukaryota, Metazoa, Cnidaria, Anthozoa, Malacalcyonacea, Nephtheidae.
AUGACUAAAAGGAAUUUUAUGCAGCUUUGCGAAAAGCUGAGGGCACAAUUAACUGGAGAAGAUACUGUGAUGAGAAAAGCAAUCCCCGUAGAAACGAAAGUUGCAGCUACACUGUAUUAUUUAGCAGACGAGUCAAGAUAUAGAAAGGUUGCAAAUGCCUUUGGCAUUGGAAAAACCACCUUAUCAAAAAUUCUUCGAUCAGUUUGCAUUGCCAUAGUUAAGCAUCUAGGAAAAGAGUACAUAAAGAUUCCAACUGAUGUGGCAAGCAUACACAAGUUGGCCAGCCAAUUUUAUGAUAAGCAUGGUUUUCCCCAAUGUAUAGGAGCUGUAGAUGGAACACACAUACGGAUAAAGCAACCAAGAGGAAAGUCAUCUGAAUAUAUUAAUCGGAAAGGUACCUACAGUCUAAAUGUUCAAGGAACAUGUGAUUUCAAGUACUGCUUUCUUGACGUUGUUGUCAAAUGGCCAGGGAGUGUCCAUGAUGCUCAAGUGUUUGUCAAUUCGUCAGUGUGUAAAAUGCUUAAAGAUGGAACCAUUCCAACUUGCCCUAAAGUGAUUGUUCAAAAUUUACCUCCUGUUCCAAUUUGCAUUUUGGGUGAUCCAGCCUACCCACUCAAUACUUACCUGAUGAAGGAAUAUGAAGCAGGGGGCAUAACAGAGGCUGAACAAUUUUAUGGGUUCAGACUGUCAUCGGCAAGAAUGGUGAUAGAGUGUGCAAAUGGAAGAUUGAAGGCCAGGUGGGGCUGUUUAAAAGGUGUACUAGAUGUUGAUUUGGAAUUGCUUCCAUAUCUCAUUUAUGCAUGUUUUAUCCUCCAUAAUUACUGCGAAGUACAUCAUGACGGGGUAGAUCAGGCUGCAAUUGAUGCAGCACUACGUUAUGAUAGAGAAUUCACUCAGCCCAGAAUUCAGAGCAUUGAAAAUUUAAUGAACAACCUAUGA